Caenorhabditis elegans is the source of this 1629-nucleotide messenger RNA. RefSeq names its product COP9 signalosome complex subunit 2 (gene csn-2). Bases 24 to 1511 code for a protein of 495 amino acids. NCBI's taxonomy places the organism in Eukaryota, Metazoa, Nematoda, Chromadorea, Rhabditida, Rhabditidae. Gene Ontology annotation, cellular component: nucleus; cytoplasm. The transcript has 6 exons. The record is from RefSeq and is marked reviewed.
UUUACAGCUUCCUGGACAGAAUAAUGGGUGACGAAUAUAUGGAUGAUGAUGAGGAUUAUGGAUUUGAAUACGAAGAUGAUAGUGGCUCAGAACCAGACGUUGAUAUGGAAAAUCAAUAUUAUACAGCAAAAGGACUUCGUUCUGAUGGAAAAUUGGAUGAAGCUAUCAAAUCAUUCGAAAAAGUAUUGGAAUUAGAAGGAGAAAAAGGAGAAUGGGGAUUCAAGGCUCUGAAACAAAUGAUUAAAAUCACAUUCGGACAAAAUCGAUUGGAGAAAAUGUUGGAAUAUUACAGACAGUUGCUCACUUAUAUUAAGUCUGCUGUGACAAAGAACUAUUCGGAGAAAUCAAUCAAUGCAAUUCUUGAUUAUAUUUCAACAUCUCGUCAAAUGGAUCUUCUUCAACAUUUCUACGAAACAACUCUUGAUGCAUUAAAAGAUGCAAAAAAUGAGCGUCUCUGGUUCAAGACGAACACAAAACUCGGAAAACUCUUCUUUGACUUGCACGAGUUCACAAAAUUGGAGAAAAUCGUUAAGCAGCUCAAGGUUUCGUGUAAAAAUGAACAAGGAGAAGAGGAUCAACGAAAAGGAACACAACUUCUCGAGAUUUAUGCUUUGGAAAUUCAAAUGUACACCGAACAGAAGAACAAUAAGGCAUUGAAAUGGGUUUACGAGUUGGCGACACAGGCUAUUCAUACAAAAUCUGCUAUUCCUCAUCCAUUGAUUCUGGGAACUAUUCGUGAAUGUGGUGGAAAAAUGCAUCUUCGUGAUGGUCGUUUCCUGGAUGCUCAUACAGAUUUCUUUGAAGCAUUCAAAAAUUAUGAUGAAUCAGGAUCACCAAGACGUACAACAUGUCUCAAAUAUUUGGUACUUGCAAAUAUGCUUAUCAAGUCAGAUAUCAAUCCAUUUGAUAGUCAAGAAGCUAAACCAUUUAAAAAUGAACCCGAAAUUGUUGCAAUGACUCAAAUGGUUCAGGCUUAUCAGGAUAAUGAUAUUCAAGCAUUUGAACAAAUUAUGGCUGCUCAUCAAGACAGUAUCAUGGCAGAUCCAUUUAUCCGUGAACAUACCGAAGAAUUAAUGAAUAAUAUUCGUACUCAAGUACUUCUUCGUCUUAUUCGUCCAUACACUAAUGUUCGUAUUUCGUAUCUUUCACAAAAAUUGAAAGUAUCACAAAAAGAAGUUAUUCAUCUUUUGGUUGACGCAAUUUUGGAUGAUGGUCUCGAAGCGAAAAUUAAUGAAGAAUCUGGAAUGAUUGAAAUGCCGAAAAAUAAGAAAAAGAUGAUGGUCACUUCAUUGGUUGUACCAAAUGCUGGAGAUCAAGGAACAACGAAAUCCGACUCAAAACCUGGAACAUCAUCAGAACCAUCUACUACAACAUCUGUGACAUCAUCAAUUCUUCAAGGACCACCUGCCACGUCAUCAUGUCAUCAGGAGCUCUCAAUGGAUGGACUCCGUGUUUGGGCAGAGCGUAUUGAUUCAAUUCAAUCAAAUAUUGGAACUCGAAUCAAAUUUUAAACGAUUAAAUACCGAAAAUAUCUAUUCUUUCUUGUUUUUUUUUGUAAAUUUUUAUUUGAUAACGAAAACAUCAUUUGCGUUGUUGUUUCACUUUUUCGGAAAAAAUCGAUUUUCUCAC